This is a messenger RNA of Nicrophorus vespilloides, 4361 nucleotides long. It is a transcript of the gene kibra, whose product is annotated as protein kibra. NCBI's taxonomy places the organism in Eukaryota, Metazoa, Arthropoda, Insecta, Coleoptera, Silphidae. The record is from RefSeq and is a predicted model, not a curated record. Gene Ontology annotation, cellular component: cytoplasm. Gene Ontology annotation, biological process: regulation of DNA-templated transcription; negative regulation of organ growth; regulation of hippo signaling. Gene Ontology annotation, molecular function: molecular adaptor activity; kinase binding. The transcript has 9 exons. Bases 568 to 4191 code for a protein of 1207 amino acids.
UUCGCAUAACUUAGUAUCGCCACGCGUAUUGUCCACCGAUCGGCGAUAUUUUUGCAGCGAAUGGGGAAAUCGUGCUGCUGUUGCUGCUGCUGCUGCUGCCUGCUACUGCCCGCAGACCAUUGACAGAGUCGGCACGAACUUGAUGGUAUUCUCGAAUUUGAAUAAACGCUGCUGCUGUUGCUGCUGCUGUUGAUCUCCUACUCCGGAGCCGAACAUUUUCUUUUCGGAUUUCUACGUACAGAGAAGAUGUGAGGAUUGACGCGCAUACAUCUCGCUCUUGCUCGAUCUGUUUGCAAUAAUCGCAUUCAAUUUUUGGUCCUCCAUGUACAGAUGGAAGUGUGCAAGUGUCGUUGAUAAGUAUAAAAGGACCGAGCGCACCUCUGUUUAGCAUUGUAUAUGUUAGUACUAUAGUCGCAUUCCUUUCCCGAGGCUGCCCGCUGUGAUUGGUCGAAGCCACGUGACGUCACGCCCUGUAACCGCUCAAGAUAAUGUGGUAUUCAACAUGGCCGAGUAGUUAGUAGUGUGUGUACCAGUUGCUGUGGAUUUGUUCGGUUUAAAUAGUGAAUAAUGCCAAGGAAAAGAAAUGGUGAAAUACCUUUGCCCGAAGGAUGGGAUUUUGCGAGGGAUUAUGAUGGAAAAGUGUAUUUUAUUGACCACAACUCGAAGAAAACUACGUGGAUUGACCCGCGGGACAGGUACACAAAACCCCAAAGUUUUGCGGAUUGUAUAGGAAAUGAAUUGCCACUGGGAUGGGAAGAAGCAUUCGACGGUCAGAUCGGACCAUAUUACAUUAACCAUGUAAAUCAAUGCACUCAGCUCGAAGAUCCACGGCAGGAAUGGCGUGCGAUACAAGAAGCUAUGCUACGUGAUUACCUGCAAACUGCUCAAGAUGUUUUAGAGGCCAAAAAAGAUAUUUAUAAUAUAAAGUCACAAAGGUUAAUUUUAGCACAAGAUGAAUACGAUCAUUUAAAUAAUGCUCUCAUCACACUCACUACAUCAAGAACCAGUUUGUGUUCCUCGUCGAGUAGUGUAAGUACAAAGUAUGAUCCAGAUUUGUUAAAGUCAGAUGUGGCGAUGGCGAAGAACAGGGUUUCGCGAUUGAAAUCGGAAUUGGAGCAAAUCAGAACAGAGAUGAACUACACGCAGCGAGGCGUAGAUACACUAUCAAAUGUUGAACAAAAACUGAGUACACACCAAGGAGCAUGUUACAAUAUAGCAGAGGCGCAAGCGAUAAUGGUAGAAUUGAGGAAUAUACAGAAAUCCUUGUCGUCGGGUGAGAAGGAGCGAGCAGAACUGAUGCAGUCUCUGGCUAAGCUCAAAGACGAUCUGACCAGAUUGCAAUUGUGCGAAAGUUCGCCGGACGUUUCGACGCUUAGCUUGCCUCAAGAGAAACUGAGUACCGCGUCCCAAACUGAUUUGUCGUGCGAAUUGGUCUCGGUCGGUACUCGACUUGCUGAAAUGGCGAAAAUGAGAUUAGAAUAUGACGAGGCGAGGAAACAAGUACAAAGUAUACAGCAGAAGUUGGCGGAUUUGGAGGAGAAAGUGCAACCGGGCCAGGAGGAAUCCGACAAAGACAGGUUGCUGCUGUUCCAAGAGAAGGAGCAGCUGCUGAGGGAGUUGAGAAGUAUAACGCCGAGAACGCGUUCGAAAGAGGAGAUGAACGGUAUACAAAUGGAGUGCAAGAGGCUGGAGGAAGAUUUGAAUAAAGCAAUGGAAAUGUCGAACAGAGCAAUCGCGGAUAGGGUUCGAUUGCACGAAGAGAAGCAACUCUUGCUGCAGCAGUUGCGUGACGCGUUGAGGUCUAUGACGCAAUUAGAAUCCCAAUUGAAAACACUGUCUGUCAGCACGUUGUCUGUGAGCAGCAGUUCUAGUCUAGGUUCCCUUUCCACGACGAGUAGUAAGGGUUCAUUGAGUUCUGGCCUCAGUUUCACGGACAUCUACGGUGGUCCGCAAUGCAUGGGCUCCGUAAAUGUAGACAAACCUGUCGAUAUGGUUGAUCUGCACAGGCGGGUCGAAAGGCUACUGAAGGGAAGCACCGACAGCACCGUAAACACACCGUCAACGGGAAGAUCUCAACCAUCAUUAUCACCGCGAAGUUCAUUAUCUUCGGUCUCUCCACCAAUUUCGCCUAUGUACGAGAACAUACCAUGCACGCAGCCACCACCCGCAUACGAACAAAUCGAAAUCGACAUAAGACUGCAAGAACUGAAACUGUCCAACGAAUUCAUACAGAGGAUACCCAUUGCAAACCUAUCGCCAUUAACUGAUUUCGAUCAUGUUAAUAAUAUGUCGCAAGGCUCGGGUUUGGGCAGACCCACGAGGUUGUCGUAUGAGAACAAUCCGGACCCGCCGUUAUCACCUAUUUCCGAAACACCGCCUCCUCUAUUAGACAACGACGAAGGUUUACAAGUGAUCACGCUUUCACGCACUUCUUCAUCGGGUACCAACACUAGAUCGGUUUCGGCUGCAGUAAGUGAUGAAUCCGUCGCUGGAGAUUCAGGCGUUUUCGAAGCUUCCAACAGGAAACGGGCGUCUGGAUUCUUUGGCGCCGAAGAUGUUUUGGAUACGGCGCAGAUACAGAUCAAGUUGCGCUAUAUUUUCAACGAAAACCUUUUACACGUCUGUUUCGAGCGUGCGCGGAAUUUGGCUGCACUAUUGAUACAGGAGCCUUCAGAAGUGUACAUCAAAGCAAUGCUACUUCCAAAUACGCCGUCAACGGUGUGUUGCACGAAACCCGUCAAAGACUUAAAGAAACCUACUUUUGGUGACAUCUUUAAUUUAUCAGUACCUUUGAAGAAGAUUUGCACGAAGACGUUACAAAUUAAUGUAUGGAGCAAAUACGAGAACAACCAAGAGAAGUGUGUGGGUUGCGCACAAGUGAGUUUGGCAGAUUUCAAUCCACAAAAUAUUUCACAAAAAUGGUACAACAUACUCAGUCUCCAAUGCAUGGCGGACCCUGCAGAAGACAAAUCAUUGCAUACAAAACAAGAUUCUGAUUCAUCGUUAUAUAAGGAUAAGGCUGAAGGUGAAAUGGUCUUAUACCGACAUAUGUUAGGUUUGAAAGAAGAGAGUUCGGACGAUUCAACGAUCAUUUCGUCGCAAACAUCAACACUGACGCGAAACCAGGAUUGUGAAGCGUUCCAACCUGCCGCCGUUAACAUAAACUUCGAUGAAUUAGUCAAUUGUUUAGAAUAUAGUGAUAAUAGUGAUGAGGAGGAAGAGGAAGAGGAGGAGGAGGUGGUGGAAGGAGUAGAAGAGGAGGAAGGUGUCACUGUAGAAUUUAGACCGAACGAAAAAGCGGAAGACACACUGGAACAAAUCUAUCUAGAAUUUUCCGAUGCACAGACAAACACGGAAUGUGCCUUCUAUCCAGAGCAUGCCAAGCAGAUGAAACUAGGCGUAUCUAGCAUGGACGACAGAGGCGUAAUCAAGAGGUCCCAGACUUUUUCGCCGAGCGCAGAGGUCACGAAGAACUACAUCUGCAAACUGAACAGAAGCGACAGUGAUAGUGCGAUGCCGCUGUAUAGGAAGGGCACGAAUCCAUUCCAACGGAAUGCCGUCGAGAGACGAUCAUUGCGUUUCAGGCGGCAAUCGAAUUCGAUGGCAUCGUUAUCCAAUAAAUCACCGAAUAUGCCGAUCACUGCUCGAACCUCGAUCGAUCUUGAAUUGGAUCUGCAGGCUCAGCACACGAGACUUCAUGUGCUUAACUCGGACUUGAUUCGAUUGCGCGAAUUGAAGCAACGAUUGGAAAGCGCACGGGAACAGGGAGACUCGGAAACUGCGGCCUGGGUCCUCGAGGAUCCUCAAUUUUUGAAUUUGGUGGCACAGGCUGAAAGUGAACGACUUUCAAAAACUGCCGAAGAGAAGAAAAUUGAGAAGAGGUUGCAUAAAGUUUCCAAAGAGAUUUACAAGUUGAGGAAAACUAAAGCUGGCAACGGAAAACCCGAUAUUAUUUCGUUCAAGGAAAAAAUGGCGUUCUUCACUAGAGUAAAUUCAAAAGUGCCGUUCUUGCCUUCGGAGCAGUGCCAUUUAGAGCCAAGCAGUAUAGGAGAAAAAGCAGAGGAUUGUUGCAUACUGUCUGAGGAUAAAAGGAGUCGAGAUAAAGCUGACGGAAUCGAGAGGGACGAUAGCAAAGAUGAGCAGAUUCGAUACGAGUAUGUCGUUGACCGGGAAUUUGGGGUUGAAGUAUAAUAUACAUUAUUAUACACAGGGUGUUUCAAAAAAAUAUUUCUCACCGGAUUUCGAAUCCAUUCAGGAAUUGAAAUUCCAAAAAAAAUACGAAAGAUAAGCUUGUUGAUGAUAGUAAUUGUUUUAAUCUUGCAGUGAAGGACAUUGAACGAAAUUGAGAGAGAAGAAAGAAA